AUGUCGGAACGUAAGGUGCUCACCAAGUACUUCCCACCGGACUUCGAUCCGUCGAAGAUGGUGAGGACGCGCAAAACGAACACAGGUCCGCAAUUACAAACCGUACGUCUGAUGGCACCGUAUUCCAUGAAGUGUACCGCCUGCGGCGAGUUCAUCUACAAGGGCAGGAAGUUCAACGCGCGCAAGGAGACAACCGACGAAAAAUACUAUGCCAUCACAAUCUAUCGCUUCUACAUCAAGUGUACAAGAUGCUCUCAGGAAAUCACUUUCAAGACGGACCCCAAGAAUAUGGAUUACGAGGCAGAGAAAGGCGCCAAACGGAACUUCGAACCCUGGAGAGAGGCCAAGUUGGCAGAAGAGACCGAGGAGGAAAGACUGGAUAGAUUGGAGCGCGAAGAGGCCGAACGCGAUGCUAUGAAGGAACUGGAAACAAAGACUCUGGACGCCAAAACCGAGAUGCAGAUUGCCGACGCUCUAGAUGAGAUCCGUACUCGCAAUGCUAGAAACGAACGUACAGCAAAAGAUGGAGCAGAGGUGACUGUGGUGGACAAGGUCGACGAUGAAAGGGAAAGACAAGAAGCAGAAGAUGCCGAAGCAGCAAGGCAGGCCUUUCUUGCAGGCACGGGCGAGAAGGUCAGAAGACUGGUCGAGGACCCUGAGGAAGAAGGUUCUGGUAUCGCUUCUGGACCGGCUACCACUACUACUACAAGUACAAGUGUCUCCAUGGGUCCUCCACCAGUUCCAACCUUUGCACGCAAACUCAAAAAGAAGACGGACUUCAGCGCAAAACUGGGUAUCAAAAAGAAAUCACUGGUCUGA
This is a messenger RNA of Aureobasidium subglaciale EXF-2481, 819 nucleotides long. RefSeq lists its product as uncharacterized. Gene Ontology annotation, cellular component: U2-type catalytic step 1 spliceosome. Lineage: Eukaryota; Fungi; Ascomycota; Dothideomycetes; Dothideales; Saccotheciaceae. The transcript has 3 exons. The coding region runs from base 1 to 819 and encodes 272 amino acids. Gene Ontology annotation, biological process: mRNA splicing, via spliceosome. The record is from RefSeq and is a predicted model, not a curated record.